Messenger RNA from Annulohypoxylon truncatum, 1923 nucleotides. Its product is annotated as Di-copper centre-containing protein. The coding region runs from base 543 to 1703 and encodes 386 amino acids. The transcript has 3 exons. The record is from RefSeq and is a predicted model, not a curated record. NCBI's taxonomy places the organism in Eukaryota, Fungi, Ascomycota, Sordariomycetes, Xylariales, Hypoxylaceae. Gene Ontology annotation, molecular function: oxidoreductase activity.
GCUAGCAUAUCUGGAUUAAAUUAAGUAUUUGUUUAGUAAACGAACUGCUUACUACAUAAUGGUGUUGGAUCCGCUGCUCCGUAUUAAUUCUAGCUCCGGCAAUGACUUCUUUCGGCUCUUCACCACCGUAAAAUUCUGUGGUAGAGGACAAUAGUCUUAUUUGUUCUUAAUAAUCCACACCCGACCGAUGCACAGAGGUGUCAAUCCAAUAAAUAUAUCGACAGAUUGUUCUUAUGACUAGACUUACAGUUGCCACAAAACGACUUUGAAUGCGGAACGUUAUUUUAAAUCUCUUCCUUCGGGUAUCUCAAUCUUAUGAAUUGGGAAGGAGGAGCGUCCGGCUGGAGGACCUCUAUCUGGGUUGGCAACCACCUAUGGAUCGGAUCCGGGACCGAGACAUACCUAACUACACCAUGGCUAUAUCUAUACACAUAGGCCGCUCUAGACUUAGUUUUACCAUCGUCUUGUUCUACUUUUCUUGACAUCCCUGUUGUUAUUUGUUGAGGGUACUAGUCCAUUUUCUCAACCAGACCUCAGCGACAAUGCGUCUAUAUAGUAUGGUUGCCACAAUGGCAUCAAUGGCUCAGGUAGCGCUGUCAACCCCUUGUGUUGGAAACAGCAGUGGUAUUCCUAAGCCGCUCGAGUUCAAGGAGUUGGAGAGUCGGUAUCAAGCAAAUAUCCGAGCCUCUCUCGGCCUCGAUGGAUGCACAGAAAAAACGAUUCGAAUUCGCAAAUCUUGGGACGACAUUGAUGCUGCAGCGAGGGCCGAUUAUGUCCGGGCUGUCAAGUGUUUAGCCGCAAAGCCAGCAACAGUCGAUAAAACUCUCGCCCCCGGUGCUGUCAAUCGUUUGGAUGACUUUACCUACAUCCAUAUAAAUCAGACAAACAUCGUACAUAUCUCUGGCUCAUUCCUAUCCUGGCACCGGAUCUUCGUAUGGCAAAUGGAGGAGGCAUUGCGCAACGAAUGUGGAUACAAGGGCACGAUUCCGUAUUGGGACCAAGCUCGCUUCUCCCAAUAUCCCACGAAUUCUAAAGUAUUUGACAACUCAUCUUUUGGGGGCGAUGGAGAAUAUCUCCCUAAUGAUCACGGCCCAUACAACAUCACAAUUCCGGGACUCGCCGUCAACAUGAGUAUUGUACGACCUGCCGGAGCUGGGGGCGGUUGCGUACAGGAUGGGCCUUUCGCAAACUUCCAAAUCAGCCUCGGACCCACGGAUAGACCAUUUAUCGAUCCGACGAACAAGUUUGGCUACGAGCCGAAUCCACGCUGCUUGAAACGCAAUUUUGACUACCCAUCUAGUACGGACUUCAUGACAUGGGAGAACGCGAUCAAGAUCGUUGGGGCAUCUGACUUUGUAACGUUCUACUGGAACAUGGAAAAUACUUGGCAUGUGAAGUCCCACCAGUUCCUUGGUAAGGAUGGUCUCGAUCUAUUCACCUCACCUAACGACCCAAUCUUCUACCUAUUACACUCCCAAAUCGACAGGCUCUGGGCUAUCUGGCAAGGCCAAAACUUGGAGGAGCGCACGUUCGCGAUCACUGGAAACCGUACCUUCUUCGGCAUUCCACUCGAUACUGCGCCGAACGUGCCACCCUCAAACGCUACGAUCGAAGAUAUUAUGGAUUUAGGGCAUGGAUAUAGACCCAAGAUCAAAGAUGGUAUGCCUAUGACCUAUAGUGGAAGGUGCUAUAUGUAUGAAUAAUUUGGCAAGAUAAGUAGACUAUACAAUACCCCGAGAUUCAACUUAAGUACCUAGGUAGGUACUCAUUCAACAGGGAAUUCACAGAUGCAUCAAAGAUGAGAGUUGUUGAUUAUUCACGAGAAUACAUAUUAAUCCAGAUAUGGGCACUCUUCCUAUUUCAUGAAGGUAAAUGUAAAUAUGUCACGGUUUAAUUACCUACCUAAUAAUAACUUCUGAAUAA